AUGGGUGAGAAAACGAAAAUUAUCACAACGAUCGGACUCUUGAAGUCGCUGGGGGAAAAAUUCAAACGGCUUCGAAAAACGGGUGACGGUACGCGAAAACAAAGACGAAGCGAUCGCGUACACUGGGAAGAAUUGGUGUCUGCUUUCGAGGGAAGAAUACGAACAGGAUCCAUCACCAAUUUGAAGCAUAAAGACGUGGAGAGGUUUCUAGAAGACGCAAAGUUACUUUCUGUGACAAGACUGAAAAACGCUUUGCGGAAAACGGGGAGCCUGAAAACAACGGAUAUUAACGAAUGGUUCAUCGAAAAUGUAACAAACCGUUUGUUAACAAAGGUGGAAGAUUUCCAGGAAAAGGAUUCAGGCUGGUCGUUACUUGAAAUUAUCAAUCUUGCCGUCAACAUUAACAAGUAUACGCCACUUCGAGGCGGUCUCUAUACCUACACCCCGUUACCGAAGCACAUCAGAGAUACGAAGGCUGUGGUGAACAUCCGAAACAACGACUCGUAUUGCUUUCUUUGGUCGGUCACCGCAGCUCUGUUCCCAGCUAACGACAGAAAUCCCAACAUGACCAGCUCGUAUCCACAUUUCAGCUCAGUGCUACGGUAUGACAGUAUAAACUUUCCUAUGUCUCUAGAUAAAAAUACUAUUUCGAAAUUUGAAAAACUCAACGGACUUUCCAUCAAUGUUUAUGUGGAAACCGAAAUUACAGACGACGAUGAUGAUGAUGGUGAUGAUGUUGAUUUAGAAUAUUGUGAAAAACAUAGAAUCUAUCUUUUUGCUUGGAUUCGGAAUUUGUCGUGUUUAACAAAGCACAGAAUCGAUUGCUUCAAGUUAAACGAGACCAAAGUUGUUUUACCCGAGGAAGAGGAAAAGAUUCUGAAAUUCAAAAAUUUCAAGCACAAAGAAACCGUUCCGUUCUGUAUUUACGCGGAUCGAGAAUGCUUGUUGCAAGCUACUAACAUUCAAGUGUCAGAAAAUAGAACAAUUUACCAAAAUCCUAUUCCUUACAGUAUAGGAUAUUACCUGCAUUGCAACUUUAACGAUUCCAUUUCAAUGUUCAAAAUUAACCGCGGGGAGACUUGCAUUGAAUGGUUUAAGAACGAGUUGGAGCAAUUGGCACACUCGUUAGAAACGCAUUUUAAAACUAUUGUACCUAUGGAGUCGCUGAACUUCAAUCAAAUUACCGAAUUCAAUUUAUCAAAGGAAAGUACCGUGGUCCUGCGCAUCAAAGCUGGUACUAUUCAGCUUUUACCCGUGAACAAAGAAAAGUACAUUACAUUCACAAAACAUGUCAAGGGGACAGAUAUAAAGUUUAGAUUUCUCAGAUUCGUUCCGAAGGGUGUUUUUCCGUACGAUUACAUGGAUGGUUGGGAGAAGCUCGAGGACGUAAAGUUACCACCUAAAGGAAGAUUUUAUUCAAAAUUGAACAUCCAAGAUAUUUCGGAUAACGAUUACGCACACGCGUGUAAAGUUUGGCAAGCUUUUAACUUUAAAACGUUGGGGGAAUAUUCAGACUUAUAUUUGCAAACUGAUGUUUUUCUGUUGGCUGACGUUUUUGAAAACUUCCGACAAAAUUGUUAUGCAACGUACAACCUGGACCCGUUACAUUAUUUUACAGCGCCCGGUCUCUCGUUUGACGCAAUGUUGAAAUGUACCGGUAUCGAACUCGAGCUUCUCACUGAUAUUGAUAUGCUUAUGUUUAUAGAAAAAGGUAUUCGAGGUGGUGUGUCUCAAUGCUCUAAUCGAUAUGCAAAGGCUAACAAUAGAUACAUGAGAGAUGCUUUCAAUCCAACGCUCGAAGAGUCUCAUCUCAUGUACUUCGACGUUAACAACUUGUACGGUGCGGCUAUGAGCUUUGCUCUGCCAUGCAGUUCUUUCGAAUGGAUAAUAGAUUUCAGACAAUUUGAUGUUUUUGCCAUCACAGACAAAGCGGAGUUUGGCUACAUAUUAGAGGUAGAUUUGGAAUAUUCCGAGGAACUGCAUGGAAUGCAUAAAGAUUAA
Diprion similis is the source of this 2001-nucleotide messenger RNA. RefSeq lists its product as uncharacterized. Lineage: Eukaryota; Metazoa; Arthropoda; Insecta; Hymenoptera; Diprionidae. The record is from RefSeq and is a predicted model, not a curated record. The transcript is spliced from 7 exons. Bases 1 to 2001 code for a protein of 666 amino acids.